GCAGGCGGAUUAAAGAUGGCGCCCUCGCACGUACUAAGAUGCUGUCAACGGGGUUUAUCCUGGAUACCUGUUAUUUUCAUAAACCUGGUCGUCUGCUGGUCGUAUUAUGCUUAUGUCAUGGAACUCUGCAUAUAUACAAUCCCCAACCCAGAAGAACAAGUCAUCUACCUGGUGGUGUUUCAUCUGUCCUUCAUCAUGUUCAUGUGGUCCUACUGGAAAACCAUCGUCUCCAGGCCAACCAACCCAUCCAAAGAGUUCUGCCUUCCUAAGGCAGAGAAGGAGCAGUAUGAGAAGGAGGAGCGAGCUGAGGUCCAGCAGGAGAUCCUCAAGAGAGUCUCCAGAGGCCUCCCCAUAUACACCCGCACAGGAGGAGGAGCUAUCCGCUACUGUGACCAUUGUCAGGUGAUCAAGCCUGACCGCUGCCACCACUGCUCCACCUGUGACCAAUGUGUGCUGAAGAUGGAUCAUCAUUGCCCAUGGGUGAAUAACUGCGUGGGCUUCUCCAACUACAAGUUCUUUGUGCUGUUCCUGGGUUACUCCAUGAUCUACUGUCUGUUCAUCGCUGGGACCGUGCUGCAGUACUUUAUCAAGUUCUGGACACUUUGCCGACGGAGAGCUGCAGAAAACUGUCCUCAGAAUCAGCUCCCUGACACUCAUGCCAAGUUCCACGUGCUGUUCCUGUUCUUCGUGGCCACCAUGUUCUUCAUCAGCAUCUUGUCUCUCUUCACAUACCACCUCUGGCUGGUGGCAAAGAACCGCACCACCAUAGAAGCGUUCAGGGCCCCCAUGUUCAGGAACGGUGCUGAUAAGAGUGGCUUCACUCUGGGCUUCAGGAAGAACGUGGCCGAGGUGUUUGGGGACCAGAAGAGAUACUGGCUCUUCCCCAUCUACACCAGUUUGGGUGAUGGCCACACGUUCCCCACCCGCCUGGUCAACAUAGACCCAGAACAGCUGAUUGGGGACCAGCCCAACUCCAAAUGUGCUUUAGAUGGAGAGAGUGUGACAAACUCACACAACCAUCUACUGGACGAGGGCCACAGGACUGAGGAUGGGGGACCCACAGUAACCGUCACAGUGGAGAAUGAGUCCUAGUCCUAGUCAGGAAGGGAUGGAGCCAUACACUCUGUUUGGUGGUCAAAACCCGGAGAGGACAGACGUUUUUACACACACACAUGCACGCACACACAUAUUCUCUCUCUCAAUGCCUUAAGGUCAGCUACAUUUCCAUGGAAACCUUCACUUUGAAUGACUGUUAAGAAAUGUCUCCUCAUCGCCAUGGAUACCCCCUUUAAUUUUUAUCAGCCUUCAGAGCCUCACCAUCUGCUCACAUCACACACACAUACACACUCACAAACUAAAGAUUUGUCAAUAUUAGUCUUUGUUACUAACCAAAGACAGACAAUUGGAGCAUGUGAUUAGUUUAUUUAUUGAUAAUGGUCUUUAUUAAUCAACUCUGGGACAGGUUUGAGCUCUCAAGCCAAAAUAAGUGUGGUGGAUUUGCACAAGCCUGGGUUACUAUGGGUUACUAUCGCCCACAAACACCUCUGUACUGCCCCCCUGAGCGCCUCUCUCUCUCUUUCCCUCCCUUUCCUGGACACCUGCUCUGUAGAUCAGAAGUGUGCAAACAAGGGCAACAUUCUGUGGACAUUUUUCAGUUUGUGUUCAUCUCACUACAAAGAAGAGUCAUUUGGAAUGUACAAAAACAUUCCAAAGUAAGAGUUCAAAGAAACUGUGCUCAAAUAUUUGCUGAAUUUGUCUGCACACCUGGCUCUGAUGUGGCCCUGGUGUGGCCCUGGUGUGGCCCAGAUGUUUGCAGAUCUACAUCGGUUGUAGAAUCUGUGGCUGUCUCAGUUUAGCAGCUAAAUCGUCAUUGAUAUGCUGCCAUUUUGUGGUUUAAGCCCUUAACUGAGCUGCCCAGCAGGGUCAUUGGCAUCAGCGGCUGGGCUUCUGAGGAGCCCCACGGUGAGUGGAGACCUGCUGUAGUGAUACAGACCCGCCGGGUUGAGACCAGGCCAUGGCGGCCCAGUUCUGGCCCACAGCCCACUGCUGUUCCGGUGCCUGAGCUGCGUCUGGAGCUGCUCUUUCUGAGGACACCGUUAUAUCCCAGGAUGUUUAGCCGUAAAAGCAGGCAGCCCAGUUUAUGGUGCUUGCCUACACCAUUGGCUUUCCUAGAUCAUAGCCAAGUCUGGAACAGACAGUUAAGAACACAGUUAAUGGGCCUUCUCAUCCAGGUGUAAAUAAGUCUGGAACAGACCUCUGUCCUACCUGAGCUCCAUCCAUCAGGACCAGAUCUCCAUCUGGUGUGCCCCAGAUGUGCUGGAUCAGAGGCCUCUGCAGUCAGACCCAGAUGUGCUGGAUCAGUGGCCUCUGCAGUCAGACCCAGAUGUGCUGGAUCAGAGGCCUCUGCAGUCAGACCCAGAUGUGCUGGAUCAGUGGCCUCUGCAGUCAGACCCAGAUGUGCUGCUGUGUUCUGCUUCUGGCCAUCACGCUCAGAGUGGUGAGAAGCUCAGGAGCCUCUAGAGAUGGAGACAUCUCAUGGUGUUUAAGCUCAUGAGCCUCUAGAGAUGGAGAUGUCUCAUGGUGUUUAAGCUCAGGAGCCUCUAGAGAUGGAGACGUCUCAUGGUGUUUACUCGCACUUUAGCUGUCCAUUAACUCGCCCUCAACAUCUGUCUUUCUUUUGUUGCUGAUUUGUUUGUUUGUGUCGGUGUGCAGGCCAGUGCUGUGGGGAUAUUUUUCUCCCCAUGAAUCCUCUCUGACCUGUUUGUCAUCCAAGUGGAAAAGAGUUUGUAUGGUGUCAGUAGUUCAGCCUUCUGGUGAAUAGUUUUGGAGUAGUUCAGUCAUCUGGACAGAUCUGCUAGUGCCUGCUAGUAUACUACCUGCUAUUAGCCUGCUAGUAUGCUACAGCCUGCUAGUAUAUGCUACCUGCUAUUAGCCUGCUAGUAUAUGCUACCUGCUAUUAGCCUGCUAGUAUAUGCUACCUGCUAUUAGCCUGCUAGUAUAUGCUACCUGCCUGCAAGUAUAUGCUACCUGCUAUUAGCCUGCUAGUAUAUGCUACCUGCUAUUAGAGGUGGGCAUACUGCAUACUAACCGCUUAAGAUAUUGGAAUAUAUCAUAGUGACUAUGAACCAUUUUUUCUGCUGUGAAGCGUUACCCAAGUGUUUGAUUAUGGGGGCUCUGCACACCCCUGGUGCCCAAUGGGAGGCUAAUGCUAACAUGUGGCUAAUGCUAACAUGUGGUUGUGGAGCUGCCUACUCUGAGCUCUACAGUUUAGCCCAAGGGCCUUCUCUGUUCUCCUGGUUCCCAGCAUGCUUCUCCACCUGCUGCAUCUCAGCUUUUCCCAUGAUGAUGUUCCUCAUCUA
Molecule: messenger RNA, 3359 nt
Organism: Alosa alosa (allis shad)
Lineage: Eukaryota; Metazoa; Chordata; Actinopteri; Clupeiformes; Clupeidae
Gene: zdhhc20a
Product: zinc finger DHHC-type palmitoyltransferase 20a
Exons: 14
Coding region: 16-1092 (358 amino acids)
Biological process (GO): peptidyl-L-cysteine S-palmitoylation; synaptic vesicle maturation; protein targeting to membrane
Cellular component (GO): endoplasmic reticulum; Golgi apparatus
Molecular function (GO): protein-cysteine S-palmitoyltransferase activity
Source: RefSeq, a predicted model, not a curated record